This is a messenger RNA of Corticium candelabrum, 1094 nucleotides long. RefSeq lists its product as uncharacterized. The transcript has a single exon. The record is from RefSeq and is a predicted model, not a curated record. Bases 81 to 1094 code for a protein of 337 amino acids. NCBI's taxonomy places the organism in Eukaryota, Metazoa, Porifera, Homoscleromorpha, Homosclerophorida, Plakinidae.
UGUCAAACUCUAUGACAACAAACGGUUGCUCGUCACUGCGUGCAGCUCAUAACCAAACGUCGUUCUUUGCUUGAAGCGUCAUGAAUUACACUGCGUGUUCUGACUACAGCUACCCUUACUCUCAUAGCGACGCGGAUUUUUCCCACGUGGCGUGCAGUUCCGAGUGCUACCAACAGUCGCAAGAGAAUGAUGCUGCUCCAUCGCUCAGUAACUUCAUGCUCGCCGCGUCGGGGAAUUUGAACAUACUGUUGAGGAAGCCGAGAAAGUCACGCCGCAAAGUGAAUCUGAAGAAGUAUCUCGAUCGGCAACUCAAACGCCGCCUCUCCAAGCUCAAAACGAUUGGCAAGUCAGCAGCAGAGCUUUCUUCAUCAUCUCUACGAACAUCCGUGUCCGAAGAGAGUAAAAACAUUGGAUGGGAUUGGUUGUUGGAUGACGAUGAUAUUGAGGAUGAAGAGAACGAGGACGAGCAACUAAGAAACGCGAGAGGACCAUCGAGAGGAAGCGCAAAGUCCAAAUCAAUAAAAAAGACAAGAAAUGGCGGUUCUAAAACAAACAUUCAAUCAAGCUGGAAGGCAUCCACUCGGCCUCAAGCUCCGCUCCAACACAAUCACGAGACAAAAAGUAAGGCAACAUCUCUACACCAAUUUCAGCAUCAGCAAGUCAUCAAUGACGCCUUAGGAGAGAACAUCUUGGACCUUCUCGAUACAAUUGGUGACAACGUCUCUGAGAAUAGUGACUCAAGCUACACUCUAUCCGAUGGCUCCCUCUAUUCGCGUCUACCACACUCCACCUCUCCAGUUCUCGAACAUACAUCUACUCCUGGCUAUACCUCAACAGUUUUACCUCCCAUCUCAACACUCACCACUCCAAGCAUGUAUAGUCAACAAGAAAUUAUCCAUCAUCAACAUCAACAUCACCACAUGUCUGUACCCACACCUUCCGACCAUUUCAUGCAACAGCAGCAUGUCUGGACGGAAUACACAGCCACCCCGUCUCCCCCAUUGCCAGUCUUUCCUGCACCAGCAGAUCUGCCAUUGCAGCUGGCCAGCAUUCCGACUGAACAGUUGCUGCCUCAGACAGCCGUAUACUACUAG